ACGCAAUGCCCUCCGGUGGGGGGAGGGGAGGAAGAUGGCGCCGUCUAAUGCCCUGAGAUGUUGUCAACGGGUGGUCGGCUGGAUCCCCGUCGUUUUUAUCACGCUGGUUGCUUGUUGGUCUUACUAUGCUUACGUGGUAGAAUUGUGCAUCUUUACCAUCCAGAGCAUUGGAGAAAAGGUUAUCUACCUUGUGGUAUUUCAUCUAUCAUUUGUCAUGUUCGUGUGGUCCUAUUGGAAAACUAUUUUUACACCCCCAACCAACCCAUCAAAAGAGUUCAGAUUGAUCAAAGCUGAUAAGGAACAGUAUGAUCGGGAAGAAAGGCCAGAAGCACAGCAAGAAAUUCUCAGAAGAGCUGCCAAGGAUUUACCUAUUUAUACCAGAACUGCAAAUGGAGCCAUCAGGUAUUGUGAUCGCUGUCAAGUAAUUAAGCCUGACCGAUGUCAUCACUGCUCUGCCUGUGACAUGUGUGUAUUAAAAAUGGAUCAUCAUUGUCCUUGGGUGAAUAAUUGUGUGGGAUUUUCGAACUACAAAUAUUUUAUGCUUUUUUUGGCAUAUUCUUUGUUAUAUUGUUUAUUCAUUGCGGCAACUGUGCUACAGUACUUCAUCAAGUUUUGGACACUUUGUCGCAGGAAAUCAUCAGUGAAUUGCCCAAAGGGUGAUCUUCCUGACACACAUGCAAAGUUCCAUGUCUUGUUUCUUUUCUUUGUGGCGGCCAUGUUCUUCAUCAGUCUACUAUCGCUCUUCAGUUAUCACUGCUGGCUAGUCAGCAAAAAUAGGUCAACAAUAGAGGCUUUUCGUGCACCAGUGUUCCGAAAUGGACCUGACAAAAAUGGAUUUAGCUUGGGAUUUACCAAAAAUUUAAAACAAGUGUAUGGAGAUGAAGGGAAGUACUGGCUUCUUCCGAUUUUUACAAGCCUUGGUGAUGGGUGUUCUUAUCCAACCCGUCUGGUCAGUCAAGAUCCAGAGCAGCCCAACUCAAUCAACCACACUGAACCUGCCAAAAAUAGUGCAGAUGGACAGUCACUUCCUCCGAGACCAUUAAGCGAAUCUCAAAACCGAUUGUUAGGAGGCACUGAUCAGCACUGGAUAUCUGAAGAAUCAGAUGAAGAAAGUUCCAAAGUUUCAAAUCAAAAUGCUGCCAUUUCAAUAGACCAGGAAUCUACCAAACCCUCAACAUAAGAUGUUUCUGGUACAGUGUUGAAACUGGAAUGCUGCUCACUUCUGCGGAAGAGGAAGCUGUUAGAAGCUUGAUUCUGAUGAUCAGUUUUUGUAUUUAUGGAAAGUCAUUAGGAGUAAUUGUUGUGAAAGGCAAUAACUUAUAAUAAAUAUUGCUUGUUGCCUUAAAUAACUUUAUACAAAGGACCCACAGAUACUGUGGCAACGAUCCAAAUGUAAUCAGGGUCCAAGAUUACCAAGCCACUAGUCUUCUCUAAAUCUGUAUGUACAGAUCACAUUAAUAAUCUGUAUCCUACAACACAAUAGCCUUACAGUACAUAACCUGCAGUUGUGAUUUGAAAUAUCCAGUCUAAAAGUUAUAUUUUUCUUGUUUAAUUGGAUGUAUAGAUACAAACCUACAGUCAGAUAACUUGAUUUUAACCUAUACUUAACUGCCAGGUUAUGGUGUUAUAGGAUAUAAAAGGCACCAAAAGGAAUUCCUAUAAUUGGGUUAACAUUUAUAAUAAGCAAUAUAUAUAUCAGGUGUACUACAUAUGUGAGGGAUGCAAGGGACUAAACUGUAUAAUAAUUAUAUUGUACUUACAAGGAUUUUAAAAUAACUGUUAAAGACUGCAAGUUGUAACAUAAAAUCAAUUGCUGCUGCAGGUCUGUAUUUUAAUCAAGCAAAAGCCAAUAAUCUUGAGGGGAAGUGUGCUGUUACUUCUCUAAAUUUAUGCAAGAAAUUUUGAAAAAGAGUUUCUGCACUAAUGUUUGGUGUCCUUGUAUGUAUGUUGCUAAUCAGAGCUGCUGUGCACCAAAGAGCAGUUACUGGUUCUGAAACACUAUUUAUUGCAGGUUCCGAAUGAACUGUGGUUUACAAGUGCCAUAAUCUUUUAGUUUUUCCUUUUUUAAAACUUGUGGUCAAUAUUCUAGCUAUCUUGUUUGCUGUUGUCUUUUUUUAUAUAUUCCCAAAAGAAUUUUUUUAAUUUUGCAGAGUAGUAGUCACUAUUAGUAAACAUCAUAGACCGAUAGCCAUCAGUAAAGUGAGACAUUAAUCAAAAACGAUUUAGGAAGGGAUGUUUGUAAUGUAUUAUAUGUUUGGAGAUUCGACUUCUCAGUGUCUCAAACGGUUGAUGUAAGCAAUGUACAAAUAGUACUGAAUGAAUAGGUUGUUAUUUUUUAUUUGAAAAAUUUGCAAAUGAUAUGCAUCCAGACACAACUAAAUGUAUUAGAAAUAAAUGCAUCCUAUGAGAUUAAAGACCAGGGAAAUUCUGAUUCAGAACAGAUGCUGAAUCCCUAAAUUGAAAAUUGCUUCACACUGAAUUAUUGUUUAUGAUAUGUGAAUUGGAAAGUUGAUAAAGAUGUAUGAACUUAUCAUGUAGUACAUCCUCACUCCACUUGUUACGCUCCAUGUUGUCCAACUUGUUUUCCAUUACUAAAGUAAGUUCAGUGUAUUUUGUAACCAUAGUAAUGUAUGUUCUCAAUUUCAGCACUGGAUUUUUCACCUUCAGCUUCAUGUCUCAGGACUCUUGAUGCAUUCUUCAGACAAAAAAAAGUAACCUAUUACUAAAGUGACAUUUUUGCUGUGGUAAUUCUUACCAUUGUAUAUAUCCAGGACAUAAGAAUUAAGCUGAAAAAUGCUAUACAAUCAUGAAAGUUGUGACAGUAUUACACAAACAGAUUUAUCCCAGAAAAAAUCCAUAUAAGAAUGCAAAUUUGAUCUCAAAUCAAUAAUAGAUUUUGUAUUGAUAAUGAUUACCAACAGAUUAUCCAAAUAAGAUUGAUACUGUUUGAUAGAUUAUAUUUAAAUUUAUAUUAAACUAUAAGUGGUGCACUUUUUCCUAUCAUUCAGUUUUUUUAUCCCCAUCUUUCAUGCAUGUACACAAAUUUCAUAAACAAAUUUUAAUUAUCAUGAAGACAGCCAUGUUCCUCUAACAUUUUUAUUAAUAAUUAA
Messenger RNA from Chiloscyllium plagiosum (whitespotted bambooshark), 3110 nucleotides. Its product is annotated as palmitoyltransferase ZDHHC20-B. Gene Ontology annotation, molecular function: palmitoyltransferase activity. Lineage: Eukaryota; Metazoa; Chordata; Chondrichthyes; Orectolobiformes; Hemiscylliidae. The record is from RefSeq and is a predicted model, not a curated record.